AUUGUUGGCGAGUUCACCAAGUGACCUCGCUCGUUGGGCUCGGCAUUGCGCUCAUCGAAAAGAGCGGCGACAUGUCGGUUCGUUCUGACUAUAAAGAGCUACUUUUCACAUUCGGCGUUCCUAUACCGGAAUACUUGGUCGGAGGAUUAGGCGCGAUAGGUACGGCGAGCCAGACUCCGUGACAGUGAUACUUGUACUCGCCGGCUAGCGCAUCGAGCCGCAAUAACAGAGUCGCGUCUCGCUCAGUCGGGAUUCGAUUUCGACAGGAGUUCGGUGCUGCGCCUUGCCUCCUCGAUGAAAUGAACUUCGACUCGGAUCAUCCCGACUUCCAUCACGUCCUUGACAACAGAGCGGGAAUCCUCGAAACGUCAGACGAGCGAGUGAAUCGAGAGACUGAGCCGCGAGACCCGUAUCAUGUGGCGGCCGCGACACUGUUCCUUUUCGGCAUCGCAUCCUUGCUACCUUGGCAUUUUUUCAUCAGUGCUACCAGCUAUUGGGACUAUAAAUUCCGUGACUUGAACAACUGCACGGCGAGGAGCAGGCUCCAGGAUGACUUCUACGUUUAUCUGUCGAUCGCAUCUAAGGUGCCUUACAUCAUAUUCCUUCUGGUCAACGCAAGGAUCACUCAAUACGUAGCACUUAGACAUCGUCUGAUCUGGCCACUGGUAGCGUGUAUCAUCUUAUUCGCCGUGGUCGCAGCCCUUGCCGAAGUGGAUACCGACGAUGAACAGUUUGUCUUCCUCGGCGUGACCCUGGGAUUGGUCGUCCUCAUCAACGUUUUCUGUGGGUUCCUGCAAGGCGCUGGCACUGGUCUUGCUGGAUGUCUUCCAUCUUUCUUCAUGGUCAUCAUGACCAAUGGUCAAGGUGUGGGCGGCAUUUUCGCCACGGUCUGUCAAUUGCUCUGCCUCCUUCUCAAUGUCUCGCCGCAAACUACCGGGGUGCUGUACUUCUCCAUUGCUGUCGGCAUGCUGAUCAUGACUUUGAUCAUGUUCAUCAUUCAGCUCAAUCUGUCGUUCACAAAACACUACCUCUCGAAACAAGCGACAGCUACUUUGAAUUCCACCCGGCGGGUUGAAAUCGAAAUCCCAUAUUGGAGAAUCUUCUGCCAGGGCUGGGAGUUGUACAUCGGAGUUGUUGUGAUCUAUUGGGUGACAUUGGCUGCUUUCCCCGCCCUUUGCGGUCUCAUACAGUCUCCCUUGAUAUCUUCUGACAGCAUUCACGCUAACAACGUCUUCAAAAACCUGGCUUGCUUCAUGAAUUUCAACCUCUUCAGUGUAAUUGGGAGAGUCGCAUCAUCGUACUUGCCGGUGGGAUCAUCGCGGAAGCGUCUGAUUCUGAUGCUGUGCAUCUCGAGAGUCGUUUUCAUUCCUCUCCUAAUGUUGUGCAAUCUUUCGCCGGAUAAACGGCGUGCGAUUCCCGUGCUAUUCCCUGAAGAUUGGGAAUACGUUGUGAUAACCGCGAUGUUCGCGUUCACGAAUGGAUACACAACCAACUUGGUUAUGGUUUUCGCUUGCAAGACUACUAGCCCGGAAUACGAGGAAGUGGCCGGUUCACUCUCAGCAGUGUUCUUGGGUGUCGGGCUCUGCGUCGGUGCCCUCACGGGAUUCCCGCUGGUGAAAUUGCUUCAUCUGUGAAUUCCGUG
Messenger RNA from Galendromus occidentalis (western predatory mite), 1642 nucleotides. Its product is annotated as equilibrative nucleoside transporter 2. Gene Ontology annotation, biological process: nucleoside transmembrane transport. The record is from RefSeq and is a predicted model, not a curated record. Gene Ontology annotation, cellular component: plasma membrane. The transcript is spliced from 10 exons. NCBI's taxonomy places the organism in Eukaryota, Metazoa, Arthropoda, Arachnida, Mesostigmata, Phytoseiidae. Bases 300 to 1634 code for a protein of 444 amino acids. Gene Ontology annotation, molecular function: nucleoside transmembrane transporter activity.